Molecule: messenger RNA, 2016 nt
Organism: Linepithema humile (Argentine ant)
Lineage: Eukaryota; Metazoa; Arthropoda; Insecta; Hymenoptera; Formicidae
Gene: Rim2
Product: replication in mitochondria 2
Biological process (GO): pyrimidine nucleotide import into mitochondrion
Cellular component (GO): mitochondrion
Molecular function (GO): pyrimidine nucleotide transmembrane transporter activity
Source: RefSeq, a predicted model, not a curated record
UGAGGGAAUCUGGCGGCAGUGCGUGGUACGUUGUCGUUACGGUUGGAUUCGAAGUCGCUUUCCCUUUUGCAGUGCUAAUACAGUGUAUGGUGCGGUGCGGUGUACGUCGAGUCGAUGUGAUUUGUCCGUACCGCGACUGAGAGAGUGCUGUUCGUCACGUUGUAAGUCGUUUGCAAGAGCACGAGAACAGUCUAGCGCUUCAGAGUUGUCACAUAAUACUUCCGAGAUUAACUGCGUGCUAUCGUCCCGUCUCGUUUUGCCUUGCAAAACCCGAUCGUCCUCUACGGCCCUCGCCGAUCGCGAGGAAGGCGCAUGCUACCCUAAUCAACAGCGGACUUGUGCGUCUCGUGGAGAAUGUUGGAUCGCGACACGGCGAUACACCUCGUCGCCGGAGGAGUGGCUGGCACGGCAGGAGCAAUAGUGACCUGCCCGCUUGAAGUAGUGAAAACUCGAUUGCAGUCGUCGUCUUCUGGUUUUCAUCCGCCACCAGUGAGCAAAGAAUUCACAUCCGGCCAUCCCACAUGCAAGGGCUCGCCAACACCCGAACAACGCAGAAGACUGUGCACCGGGUAUCCCAGGUAUUCCAGCCACUUCGUAGCUCUCUCACAUUUCGGUGUUUCCACCUCGCCUCCGCACUCCUCCCGACAUGCGCCGGGUAUUUAUCAGUGCUUAAGAUACAUCAUCAAGAAUGAGGGAGCACGGGGAUUGUUCAAAGGCCUUGGCCCGAAUCUUAUUGGCGUGGCACCCUCCAGGGCGAUUUACUUCUGCGCGUACUCCAAGAGCAAAGUCGCAUUCAAUGCGAUUCUACCCCCCGACACUCCGAUCGUCCAUGUCUUCUCCGCGUCUUGCGCUGGUUUCACCGCGUGUACAUUGACAAAUCCGAUUUGGUUCGUAAAAACCAGACUACAGCUGGACCACCGAUCGCAAAAAGUCACAGCGAUAGAAUGCAUGCGGAGGAUAUAUCAACAAUCGGGUAUCCUGGGAUUCUACAAAGGUAUCGUCGCAUCCUACAUAGGCAUAAGUGAGACUGUGAUACACUUUGUGAUAUACGAAGCGGUGAAGGCAUGGCUAGCCACACACAGAUCACGAGCUUCGAGGACGGAUGACAGGAAGACGUUCCGCGACUUCAUCGAGUUCAUGGCGGCAGGCUCGUUCUCGAAAACGAUAGCGUCAACCAUUGCCUAUCCUCAUGAGGUCGCGAGGACCCGAUUGCGGGAGGAGGGCUCCAAGUAUCGCACGUUCUGGCAAACUCUAAACACCGUGUGCGCGGAAGAAGGUGUAAAAGGUGUUUAUCGCGGCCUCGGCACUCAGCUGAUUCGACAGAUUCCGAACACCGCCAUCAUAAUGGCAACGUACGAGGCGUGCGUGUACGUGCUGACGCGACAUUUUCGACCGGUUGCGGUGACAACGUCCAGCACCGACGUGACAUCGGAAUUCUACAGCGACGCCAAAGCGAAGAGAGAGCUGGCCUAGGGUCUGCUUUCGGCCCCGGAGUAAGGGCCGCCCCGCUGAACACUUUUCCUGCUUCCAGUAGGUGAACACGCGCGUCGUACUCGGGACACCGUCCUAAGAUCUAAUCGCACGUCUAGGCGCGUCGAGAGCAGCUCGAUCGACACCGGAAACUCGCGCUCGAUGCCCUAAUCGUCGCUCCAGUGGUAGCCAAAAAGGUACCAGCGUAUCGAUCGCAUUGUGCUCUAAAAGUGUAGCAAAAAGUAGUCCUUCCUCCUGUCAGGUAGCUUGCACCCGGACAUGGACUCUAUGCAUCUAGCAGAGAGAGAGAGAGAGAGAGAGAGGGGGGAGGGGAGGAAGGAGAGAAAAAAGAAAUUAUGAGAGAGCAGAUGUUAAGUGUUGGAUAUACGGAAGCUGAGACUUCGCUUCUCGCGAACACGCAGACAUGCCAGGAAAAAAAAGACCGUUGUGUACGUUGUGUUUAUCGAGCUAAAAUUAUUCUUUGCUCCAAAAAUAAAAUCUUUAGUUCAGAACGCGUGUAAAGGUUGCUACAAAUAUAAUAGUCAC